Messenger RNA from Hemiscyllium ocellatum (epaulette shark), 1743 nucleotides. RefSeq names its product glial fibrillary acidic protein-like. The record is from RefSeq and is a predicted model, not a curated record. NCBI's taxonomy places the organism in Eukaryota, Metazoa, Chordata, Chondrichthyes, Orectolobiformes, Hemiscylliidae. The transcript has 9 exons. Gene Ontology annotation, molecular function: structural constituent of cytoskeleton. Bases 93 to 1457 code for a protein of 454 amino acids. Gene Ontology annotation, cellular component: plasma membrane; cytoplasm; axon. Gene Ontology annotation, biological process: intermediate filament organization.
AUGAAUAAUUACCAAGCAACUUCAGAGACUUGUCCUGUGCCACUGUUUAGUAACUUGCGUUCUGGAAGAACCCUUUUAAAAAAAAUCACAAAAUGAAUUAUUUGUCAAAUUCUCCAUCAUCGUUCCGCAGAUUGACUAUACGGUCAAAAUCAGGUUCACAAUCAGCACCAGUUCGUCGUUCUUUCACUAGAACAGUGACCUACUCUAGCCCAACUACUGCUUCAGGUUGGUUAAACAAGAGUGCUCCAAGCAAAAUGCCUGAAGAAGGUGAUCAAUUAGACUUUUCCCUGCUGGAUGCUAUAAGUGAUGAAUUCAAGGUCACCCGUACUGAUGAGAAAGAAAAGCUGAUUGACCUGAACAACCGCUUUGUCAGCUACAUCGAGAAGGUGAGGUCCAUGGAGCAACAGAAUAAGAUUCUUCAGGCUGAACUGCAGGAACUGAAGGGUAAGGGCAGUUCCAAAAUUGGGUCCGUCUUUGAACAGGAGCUUAAAAAACUACGCCAAGAAGUUGAUCAGAUCUCUAAGGAGAAAGCCAGAAUUGAAGUGGAAAGAGACAAUUUGUUGGAUGAUGUCCACAAACUCAAGGCCAAGUUGAGAAAUGAAAUACAGCAACGUGAGGAUGCUGAAAACACCUUGUCAGAUUUCCGAGAGGAUGUGGACGAAGCAACUCUAGCAUGUGUUGACCUGCAACGUAAAGUUGAUGCAUUGCAGGAUGAAAUUGCCUUCUUAAAGAAACUUCAUGAAGAAGAAAUCCAUGACCUGGAAUCACAAGGGCAAAAUCAACACACCAGGAUUGAGAUGGAUGUGGCUAGGCCUGACCUUUCUUCAGCACUACAAGAAGCUCGUUCUCAAUUCGAUAAACUUGCUGCUAGGAACAUUACUGAAACUGAGGAGUGGUACAAAUCCAAGGUUUCCGGCCUUACUCAAAAUAUUGCUCGCAGCAACGAAGCCCUUCGCCAGGCAAAGCAAGAAGCAAGUGAUUACCGCAGGGAGGCCCAGGCACUCAAGUGCGAAGUUGAAGCUCUUAAGAGCUCAAAAGAUUUUCUUGAGCGCCAGAAGAAUGAAAUGGAGGAUCAGUUUAACAAGGAAACAGCCAAAUUCCAAGAAACAAUCCUUCAACUUGAAGAUGAAAUUCAAAAUAUGACUGAACAGAUGACCCAUCGCUUAUCUGAAUAUCAAGAUCUGCUGAAAGUUAAAAUGGCACUAGAUGCUGAGAUCACAACUUACAGGAAGUUAUUGGAGAGUGAGGAAAACAGGUAUUCGAUAACUGCCCCUCCUAGCCCUUUGCAUCUGCAAGGUGUAGAACUUGAACGAAGCAAACCACCUGAAAUUCAAUCCCCUAAAAGGACACUGUCCAUGAAAACAAUUGAAAUGAAAGAUGGAGAGGUACUCAGUGAGACCUCACAAGAGUUUGAACUGCAGAUAUCAGAUGAACAUACUGAAGCGAAUCAAGAUUAAACUUCAUUAAAUCUCCGAAUCCUGCAAAAUAAGAAUGGCAAUUUUCUCUUGUGAAACAAAACUUUUAACUUUCAUGGCUUUCUGGUUUUAUUUGUCGUGUUACGUAUAAUAGGGCUGCAUUACAUCAUUUAAAAAGAAGUAAACGUUAAACCAAAAUACUACACAACAAAAUAUUAACUCAAACAGGUUUGAAUUUGAAGUCUUUAUUGCUUUACCUUAACUGCUAAUUGUAAACUGCUAUCACUGAUUAAAUAAAAUUGCUCUGUUAAGGGAAAAAUAAAUUAAA